Messenger RNA from Sinocyclocheilus rhinocerous, 2282 nucleotides. RefSeq names its product polypeptide N-acetylgalactosaminyltransferase 17 (gene galnt17). The transcript has 12 exons. NCBI's taxonomy places the organism in Eukaryota, Metazoa, Chordata, Actinopteri, Cypriniformes, Cyprinidae. The coding region runs from base 223 to 2070 and encodes 615 amino acids. Gene Ontology annotation, biological process: protein O-linked glycosylation. Gene Ontology annotation, cellular component: Golgi apparatus. The record is from RefSeq and is a predicted model, not a curated record. Gene Ontology annotation, molecular function: polypeptide N-acetylgalactosaminyltransferase activity.
AUUAAAGGACAGCUGUGUUUGUCAGUUUAGACCUUUUAGAUUUGACUGACAGAUGUCUUAUGAUGAAUGACUGCAGUUUAGGACCCUUUGCUGUGACUCUUUGAAGUAUGUAGCCUAAAUAAAAUUCCCAUGUGGAGUUUAUUUAUAAGAACUUGUGAAUACGGAUGAAAGCGCACAGGAGGACUCGAUAUUCAAGUGCAGGAUGCAUUUUACCAAUCCAAAAUGAUGCGAUUCGCUGGAUUCCGAACACCAAAAUCUUUCAUGGCCUUUGUGAUGAGAAGAUGGAAAAUCUUACUGGUGCUGAAUGUGUUUACGAUGGCCGGCUUCAUCACUUUUUGGGGCAAGUGCAAUUUACGCACAACCAAAGCUGUUGGUCAACAGGCGGUGGCUGCUGAUGUGAGAGGACAGACGCAUCUGAAUGGAUCUGCUCAGGAGACCAGCAUCACUCAUGAUGUGCUCUUAAAGAGACUGGGAUCACUGGAAGAUGUGGUGUACAGACAACUGAAUGGUUUGUCCAAGUCUCUUGGACUCAUUGAAGGUUUUGGAGGCCGAGGUAGAGGAGGUCUACCAGCAACACUUACGCCAGAGGAAGAAAAGGAGGCCAAAUACCUGAGGGAGAAAUAUGGCUACAAUGCAUUUCUGAGUGACAAAAUCUCUCUGGAUAGAUCUAUUCCAGAUUAUCGACCCAGCAAAUGCAAAAAGGCCUUUUAUUCCCGUGACCUGCCACAGAUCUCCAUCAUUUUCAUCUUUGUAAAUGAGGCGUUGUCUGUCAUCCUGCGUUCAGUCCAUUCAGCUGUCAACCACACACCAGCUCAUCUCCUAAAGGAAAUCAUCUUGGUGGAUGACAACAGUGAUGACGUACAACUGAAAGGGCCACUGGAGGAGUAUGUCAACAAACGCUACUCGGGUCUUAUCAAAAUAGUGCGCAAUCAGAAGAGAGAAGGCCUCAUCCGGGCUCGCAUCGAGGGCUGGAAAGUGGCCACUGGGGAGGUGACUGGCUUCUUUGAUGCCCAUGUUGAGUUCACGCCUGCAUGGGCUGAACCAGUUCUGUCUAGAAUCAAGGAGAACCACAAGAGGAUCAUACUGCCCUCCAUAGAUAACAUUAAAGACGAGACGUUUGAGCUGGAACGCUAUGAGAACUCAGGCCAUGGUUAUAACUGGGAGCUCUGGUGUAUGUAUAUCAGCCCACCGAAACAGUGGUGGGAUGAAGGAGACACUUCUGCACCUAUCAGGACGCCUGCAAUGAUAGGCUGCUCUUUUGUGGUAAACCGGGAAUACUUUGGGGAGUUGGGCCUACUGGACGCAGGGAUGGACGUGUAUGGAGGCGAAAAUAUAGAGCUGGGAAUCAGGGUUUGGCUGUGUGGGGGAAGCAUGGAAGUUCUGCCUUGUUCCAGAGUGGCCCAUAUUGCAAGAACAAAAAAGCCCUACCACAGUAACAUUGCCUUUCACACUAGGCGCAAUGCACUUAGGGUGGCAGAAGUCUGGAUGGACCAAUACAAAUCAAAUGUCUAUUUGGCAUGGAACCUCCCAAUGAAGAACCAUGGCAUUGACUAUGGAGACAUAUCCCAGAGACUAGCGCUCAGGAAAAGACUCCAGUGCAAAAACUUUGAGUGGUACCUCGACAAUAUCUAUCCAGAGAUGAGGAGAUACAACAACACUCUCUUUUAUGGAGAGAUACGCAAUACCAAUGUGACCCAUCUGUGUGUGGACCAGGGUAUAAAGGAAAACCACACAGCAACUCUGCACCCCUGCCAUGGCUGGGGCCCUCAGCUGGGUCGCUACACUAAGGAGGGUUAUCUUUUCCUGGGUCCUCUGGGAAGCACUGGCGAAGAUACGCGGUGUGUGGUGGACGAUAAAAUCAGCAGCUACCCACAGCUCCUGAAUUGUGAGAAAGUCUCUAGCGUACGGCAGAAAACUUGGCACUUUGCACAGAAUGAAGCAAUCAUCAACCGAGCUACAGGACGCUGUCUUGAGGUAGUGCCGGCUAAUGUCUACUUCGGCUACACUCUGAUCCUGCGUUCCUGCACUGGCCAGAAGUGGAACAUCAAGAAUUUGAUGAAACAGGACUGAGGGCAGUGAGUCACCGACCUUAGAAUGUCGGGAAUCUCUACAGCCUUCAUGGAACUUUAGAAAAUGGAUCCAGUUGUGUGGAACUCAAGGGGUGCUGAUCAUGUUUGCGUGUUUUGGGUUUUUGGUCUUACUACAUUCCACAUUACAAAAAAUAAGACACUUGAAGCACCACUGCAUACUGUAGGUUCCUCAGAUUUCCACCUUCUGGAAAA